AUGACAUCCACAACUAUCGCAACCGUUGCACCGUCAGCGCCAACGCUGGUGGCGCCCACAGCAUCGUGUCGGACAUCCGUGCCUGUGGUUACUAUACGCAGUGUUGAGCUGCCCAGUACCGGUGACAGUGUCGGCGUUACAAGCGGUGGUCGCUUGCUGCGGCGGAAGGAGUUGCUAGCCGAAACCAAUCGUACCAGAUCGCUGAAAACGUUGUCCUGUGAUUUGAGUGAGAUAUUGGUGAAAAAUCUAAGCUUGAGACGGAGCGAAACAUCCGAACGGCGGUCGCACGCUGCCGACACGCUCGAGGAACUAUCAGUAACGUCAUCGGAUUCGGUGCAGCACCCACAGUGCAGUAUCGCAGCAGCAGGAAGUGGUACCACUGACUGUGUUGGUUGUAGUGGUGGGUCCAGCAGUGGCUAUGAUAGUGGUGCCAACCGUACUCAAGGUACGUUGUGCGAUACGUUCACAUCGGUAAACAAGUUCAUUCGGUUGAAACGCGUUUCGAGCGAUGGUAACAAUCUAAGCCGGCUGUCAUCGACGGUAGUCACGGCGAACGGGGCCGGCGGUACGAACUACACCAAAAUCCACGAACCUACACCGGGCAAACUGCCGCCCAGUUCGUUUAAACGGGUCGAAAUAAGUGUCUGUGAAUCGGUGUCCGAAAGUGAUAAAGAACAACUACGCCCGCCGGGAAGCGAAGUGCACAAAAGCGUCAUAGUGAACCAGCUCGAUCAGGUGGACGAAAACUGUCCGCUGCUUGUUGUGGACGAGAAUGGUCGUGCCCCGACUAUAGCGCUUCAGAAGAAGAAAGCGACGCUAGUCUUUACGCGAAAGAAAGUUCCGGAAGAUUCUGCGACUCCGGUCACCUGCCGAAGGGUGAGCGAGCGUGAUUUAACAACGUGCGAAAGUGGUGCCUCGAAGGUGCUUCUGCGUCGUCGUGUGCGAUUGAGUGGUGAUUGGUUGGGCAAAGGUGUAGAAAACGGUGAGAAGCGAGAAUUGAAGAGGCGUAGCCUCCAGUGGCCUAUCGGCUUAUCGGCUAGUGGUAAUAGUGAUAGUAGAACGUCACACUUCUCCGACGCCCUUGCUGACGGUGAACAUCGUCGAGGUGGCGCAGAUACGUCGAGCAAGUUUCGCCACUCCUGGAACGCACCGGGAUACGACAUACUUGAGGAAGAUACCGGCGUGGAAGGAAAGGGUGAAGAUUUGGGAAAGGAUUUUGCCUCAAUCAUCCACAACCUGGCUGGGCUAAGGAAUCACCACCUUGCGAAUGGGACACAUGAGUCCGUGUCCCUGCUGGAGCAGCACUCGCCUCAGAUUGUGCCGUCGCGCGCAACACGUCCUACCUCACUCGGGGGCUCCGGUCAGGGGCUCCGGCGGGGUCCAUCGAGCUGGAUCCAAUCAUCCCCGAUGGUGCCCACGAGUGGGGUAGCCACGGGCGGGGGAGUCGGGGGUGGUGUUGGUGGUGGUGGUGGGAAUGGGAAUGGAGGAGAAAGCAGUCCACACACCGGAGCACUAAGUGGUCCGGUACCUCGCAAGCGGCGCUUCGAAGCAUUUCUCAAGAAUCUUGUCGGCCGGCGACCUUCGAAAGAACCUCCACCAGCAGCUCCACCACCACCACCUCCACCGCUGCUCAGUUCGCCCGAGAUCAAAAUUAGCAAAAGCCCAUCCGAGCACAAUCUGGCCGAAAUCACGCGCAGCCGGCUCAACAUCUCGACCACCUCGCUGUCAUCGGUGCAUCAGAAGCUGUGGUCGGUGGUGCCACUGCUGAAGCGAGACGUUAGCUGCACUAGUCUAGCGUCCCCGAAAACGACGCCCCUACUGCUGGACAGUCAGUGUGCGUCUUCGGGCGAGUGUGCCGGCGGUCCGGGACUGCUUACGCUCGGUGGAAUGAAAGCUGGUGCCGGAGUGUCGGGGGGUUUGCGCAAAUGCGAAACCGUGCUGGCACUUACCAAUGCCACCUCCCAAACGUUGGAACCGAUACGGCCGCUUAACCGGCUGCGUAACUGCGCCUCGGUCGCCACCUGUUCCCGCUGUUCUAGUCUACUUUCGCUGGCUGCGGCCGGUUCGCGCUACUCGCUUAAUGCCUCAAAUGGUGCGUUCGUACCCGUGUCCGGUUCGCAGGAUGGUAACGAACCGAUCGAGCCGCCCAAAACGACGUCGACGAAAAAGGGUUCGCUCGAUGGUAGUUCGAAGCGGAAGUACGUGGGCAACUUGCUGCGGCUAACGACCACCAGCUGCUCCUCAUCCAGUUCGUCCUCUGCCGCAUCUUCGCCCAGCUCGUCGUCUACGCCCUCGUCCUCCUCGUCCGGUGCAUCAUCGCCGAGUCCAAACUCGGCAACCGGCAGUCCAGCGGGUGCGUCCGUCUCGUCCAAAACCGUUAUGUUUGCCCCUAGUCCCACGCAGCUGGUACCGGUAUCGCCAAUCAGCAGUGCCGCAACGACAAACACAACGACAAAGGCCUUAACGCCUACGAUUAAGUUCACCUGCAAACUGUGCCUUGGAGAGUUCAGUGCCGAGAACCUGACACGUAUCACGCAGUGUGCUUGCUCGUUCUGCACCGAGUGCAUGACGGCCUACAUAGAGUUUGAAAUUUCCGAAGGUGCGUACGAAGUGUCCUGUCCUGAUGCGAUGUGUCCCGCGCAGGGCAUCAUCACGAUCGCAGAAAUAACGGCACUAGCGUCAUCGUCCCUGGUGGAAAAGCACCACCGAUAUCGACUGAAUAGAGAGGUAGAACUAGACCGAUUCCGCACCUGGUGCCCGAAAGCGGGAUGUGAAACGAUUUGUCUCGUCGGUGCGACGGAACAGCAGGCCGGCCAGGCAGGAGGUAUCAAUCAAACCGGCUCAUCGGUCUGUCCCGAUCGAAUCGUGCCACUGUCACCAUCGUCCUCCAGCAUGCCAUCACCCUGCGCCGUACACUGUCCAACGUGUCGGGAGGACUUCUGUUCGGGAUGUAAGAAGGCGUGGCAUCCGACGAUGUCGUGCGAGGAGAACUCGCGCCGCCUUGCGGUGGACGGCCAAACGGACGCGCUCGGUAUCCCGUUCGACAAUGAUCUCAUCAAAUGCUGCCCCAUGUGCACCGUCCCGAUCGAGAAGGACGAGGGCUGCGCGCAGAUGAUGUGCAAACGGUGCAAACACGUCUUCUGCUGGUACUGUCUCGCUAGUCUGGACGACGACUUUCUUCUACGACACUACGACAAAGGACCGUGCAAGAAUAAGCUGGGCCAUUCGCGAGCAUCGGUCGUCUGGCACCGGGCGCAGGUGAUUGGGAUAUUUGCCGGCUUCGGGAUACUGUUGCUGGUGGCUUCACCGCUACUAUUGCUGGCCGCUCCCUGUAUCGUUUGCUGCAAGUGCCGGAUCUGCAGCGGUGCAGCUAAGCUGGAGGAAACGGAGGUGGAUUAUGAUGAUGCAGCUGUCGCACUGCACAGUAGCAGCGGGUUACAGCGAUAA
Anopheles maculipalpis is the source of this 3447-nucleotide messenger RNA. RefSeq lists its product as uncharacterized. Gene Ontology annotation, biological process: ubiquitin-dependent protein catabolic process; positive regulation of proteasomal ubiquitin-dependent protein catabolic process; protein polyubiquitination. The transcript is spliced from 6 exons. NCBI's taxonomy places the organism in Eukaryota, Metazoa, Arthropoda, Insecta, Diptera, Culicidae. Gene Ontology annotation, molecular function: zinc ion binding; ubiquitin conjugating enzyme binding; ubiquitin protein ligase activity. The coding region runs from base 1 to 3447 and encodes 1148 amino acids. Gene Ontology annotation, cellular component: ubiquitin ligase complex; cytoplasm. The record is from RefSeq and is a predicted model, not a curated record.